CCAGUUUCCAUUACACGUGCCCCAAGGAAAACGACGGAGUUACCGGCCCGCCAAGACCCUGUCGAUCCAUCGCUCAGACACGCGACUUGAGAACACGAGACGAAACCACAUGGCAGCCGCUGCCCUCCCACACCGGUGAACAAUGAAGCUACGAAUAGCCUCUGCAUGGCACACAUUCGCCGUCUUGCUUCUGCUGGGCGGAGCUGCCCAGGCUUCUCUCGGUGACAGACUGCCCGAUUUCAAGGACUGUGUUCAGGUGUGUAAAGAAGCCAAUUGCGGUCCAGAUGGCACGUCAAUACCCUUCCACCGCCGCCUGCUCCUCUGGGACUGUCCCUCCGAAUGUGACUACACGUGCCAACACAUCAUAACCACCCAACGUCUCGCGCGCGACCCUCCGUACAUGCAGCCCAUCUACCAAUUCCACGGCAAAUGGCCCUUCUACCGCUUCAUGGGCAUGCAAGAACCUUUUAGCGUCAUCUUCUCCCUCUUCAACUACCUCGCGCACGACUGGGGUAUGUCGCAGCUCCGCGACAAGAUACCCGCGUCGUACCCUCUGCGGAAAUACUACCUGUGGUUUGGAUACGUGGGCCUGGCGAGCUGGACAUUCAGCAUGAUAUUCCAUACCAGAGACUUUGGGGUCACGGAGAAGUUGGACUAUUUCGCUGCGGGCGCGAACGUGCUGUAUGGGUUGUACUAUGCGCCCAUCAGAGUGUUCAGGCUCGACAGGAAGGAGCCGAGGAAACAGAGCUUGCUGAGGCUCUGGACAGGACUCUGCAUUACGCUGUAUACGCUGCAUGUCUUGUACCUCUCGCUCUGGUCCUGGGAUUACACAUACAACAUGGCUGCCAAUGUCGCUGUUGGCAUUGUGUCAAACCUGCUCUGGAGUGGCUUCAGUUACGUUCAGUAUCAGAAGAUUGGGAGGACUUGGGCUGUGUGGCCUGGUCUGUGUGUGGCCUGGAUCAUCUUGGCUAUGAGCUUGGAGCUGUUGGAUUUCCCGCCUUGGAUGGGCAUGAUUGAUGCGCACAGCCUGUGGCAUCUGGGCACGGUUUUGCCGACCGUUUUGUGGUACAACUUCCUUAUCAGAGACGCUCAGGAAGAUAUUGCAGGUACGCGGCUCAAGGAUUGAUGGACGCGCUCGCUCUCCGACGAGGCUACUGCCAUCCGCCCGCUGUAAAUGGCUCCGUCGCUUACCAUACUCGUUUCCAGGAAAACUGCCUACUGCUGGUUAUAACGCUGGUGCUUGGAAAGACAAGAGCUAGUUCUGGACAGUCGCGUUAUAAACAUAAUGUGUUACGUUUGCAUCGAGGGUGUUCAGACAGGCUGCAAGAAUACAAAUCCUGUGUUCUUCUGUGGGCUCAUGUUCCGAUGUAUAUCAAUGAUGGCAGCGACGUUGCAC
Molecule: messenger RNA, 1396 nt
Organism: Alternaria rosae
Lineage: Eukaryota; Fungi; Ascomycota; Dothideomycetes; Pleosporales; Pleosporaceae
Product: Mn2+ homeostasis protein-like protein Per1
Exons: 4
Coding region: 143-1126 (327 amino acids)
Biological process (GO): GPI anchor biosynthetic process
Cellular component (GO): endoplasmic reticulum membrane
Molecular function (GO): hydrolase activity, acting on ester bonds
Source: RefSeq, a predicted model, not a curated record